Messenger RNA from Acanthosepion pharaonis, 2496 nucleotides. The record is from the annotation of a GenBank genome assembly. NCBI's taxonomy places the organism in Eukaryota, Metazoa, Mollusca, Cephalopoda, Sepiida, Sepiidae.
AUGCGUUCCAACAAAGAAGAUAUAAAAGAAGCAAUUCUUGCAGUGGAAGCCACACAAAAAGAAAGUAUUUACGGUUUUCAUCAAAACCGAAAACAGAUGUUUUUAAAAAUAACAGUUGCAUUACAAAGGUUGAUUGCACCUGCAAAACGGCUGCUGGAACAAGGCUUUUUAUGUCCUGGAUACGCGGUACAAGGCUACCAGACUUAUGAGAGUAACAUUGAUUUUGAAAUCAGGUUUAUGGUUGAUAGUGACGUGGUGGGUUGCAACUGGAUUGAAUUACCCAAAGGGAAAUACCAUAUUCGUCGGAAAGAGACAACCAGUGGUAGUAAGGGAGAAUGGUCCAAAGUAGCGCCACUAAGGAUCAUGAGCUUUGAUAUAGAAUGUGCUGGAAGAAAAGGUAUUUUUCCAGAACCAAACAAGGAUCCUGUGAUUCAAAUUGCCAAUAUGGUUGUGAAACAAGGCAAAUCAGAUCCUUUUGUGCGUAAUGUUUUCACGUUAAAGAAAUGUGCACCAGUCGUAGGAGCCCAGGUCCUCUCCUUUGAUACUGAACAGGAACUUCUCAAGCAUUGUUUGAAAGGAGAGAGUUUCUUUUUCCUUCUUGCUGAUUGCUCUUUUUUUCCUCUUUCCUGUCAGUUGUCUCUCCUCUUUUUUUUUUUUUUUUUUUUUUUUUUUUUUCCUGCUGGUUGCCUCUCCUCCCCUUCUUCCCUGCUGGUUGUCUCACUCCUCCCCAUCUUUCUGCCAAUUGUGUGUCUCUCUCUCCCCUCCUUCCUGCUGGUUGUCUCUCUCUAUCUCCUCCCCCCCUCUUCUUCUGCUGGUUUCUUCUCUCUCUAUCUCUUUCCCCCUUUCUCUCUUGUCUCUCUCUAUCUCUUUCCCCCUUUCUGCGGUUUCUCAACCUCUCUUUCCCCCCUUUCUGCGGUUGUCUCUCUCUAUCUCUUUCCCCUUUCUGCGGUUGUCUCUCUCUCUAUCUCUUUCCCCUUUCUGCGGUUGUCUCUCUCUCUAUAUUCCCCCUUUCUGCGGUUGUCUCUCUCUAUCUCUUUCCCCUUUCUAUCCGGUUGUCUCUCUCAAAUCUCUUUCCCCCCCUUUCUGCGGUUGUCUCUCUCUAUCUCUUUCCCCUUUCUGCGGUUGUCUCUCUCUCUAUCUCUUUCCCCCUUUCUUUCUGAGUUGUCUCUCUCUAUCUCUUUCCCCCUUUCAUAUGCGGUUUAUUCUCUCUAUUUUCUUUCCCCCCUUUCUGCCGGUUGUCUCUCUCUAUCUCUUUCCCCCUUUCUGCCGGUUGUCUCUCUCUAUCUCUUUCCCCCUUUCUGCCGGUUGUCUCUCUCUAUCUUUUUUUUGUUGAUUUUUCUGCGGUUGUCUCUCUCUAUCUCUUUCCCCCUUUCUGCCGGUUGUCUCUCUCUAUCUCUUUCCCCCUUUCUGCCGGUUGUCUCUCUCUAUCUCUUUCCCCCUUUCUGCCGGUUGUCUCUCUCUAUCUCUUUCCCCCUUUCUGCCGGUUGUCUCUCUCUAUCUCUUUCCCCCUUUCUGCCGGUUGUCUCUCUCUAUCUCUUUCCCCCUUUCUGCCAGUUGUCUUGCUCUCUUUUUUUUUUUCCUCCUUCUUCCUAUCAGUUGUCUUGCUCUCUUUUUUUUUUUCCUCCUUCUUCCUAUCAGUUGUCUUGCUCUUUUUUUUUUUUCCUCCUUCUUCCUAUCAGUUGUCUUGUUUCUUUUUUUUUUUUCCUUCUUCCUAUCAGUUGUCUUGCUCUUUUUUUUCCUCCUUCUUCCUAUCAGUUGUCUUGCUCUUUUUUUUUUUUCCUCCUUCUUCCUAUCAGUUGUCUUGCUCUCUUUUUUUUUUCCUCCUUCUUCCUAUCAGUUGUCUUGCUCUUUUUUUUUUCCUCCUUCUUCCUAUCAGUUGUCUCCCUCUCAUUUGUUGUUGUUUUGGGAAUAGUUCUGUUCCGUGAUUACAAGCUUCGAUCAUACACGCUGAAUGCCGUUUCUUUUCACUUUCUUCAAGAACAAAAGGAGGAUGUCCAGCAUUCCAUUAUUACUGAUCUUCAGAAUGGAAAUGAUCAAACUCGUCGCCGUCUUGCUAUCUACUGCAUGAAAGAUGCCAUAUUGCCUCUUCGUCUCUUGGAGAAAUUAAUGUGUAUUAUCAAUUACAUGGAAAUGGCCAGGGUCACUGGUGUCCCUCUGCCAUAUCUGUUGUCAAGAGGACAGCAGAUUAAAGUUAUUUCUCAGUUACUCAGAAAGGCCAAGGAACAAGACUUGUUAUUGCCUGUACAGAAGAUCAGCACUGGAGAUGAAUACGAAGGUGCUACAGUCAUUGAACCCAUAAAAGGAUAUUACAACACUCCAAUUGCAACUUUGGAUUUUUCUUCACUGUAUCCCUCCAUUAUGAUGGCUCACAACCUUUGUUACACCACCCUUCUCAAUCAGAAUUCUGUCUCGAAAUAUGAUUUGACUCCUGAUCAGUACAUUAAAAGUUUUUUAUUUGAAACCUUUUUUGUAAUUCUUCAAUUAGAAAAGGUUUGA